AUGGAUACUUUUGGUUCUUCCUUGUGCUCUCUGAAGCCUGCAGGUCAUAAAAAUGACUCAGACGAUCCAAACCCACAUUUCUUCUCUGUGCCGGCUUACCUAACAGUGUCAGGACAACUGCACCUGGAGGUGAUGGCAGGGGCUUUUUCAGCAGUGUACACAUUCGGCCCCACGUUCAGAGCGGAGAACUCUCAAAGCAGGAGACACUUGGCAGGCACCUUAGAGAAGAGCCCGAGUAAGAGACAGAAUGUGGAGUUACGUGCUCAGCAUAUUGAAGUGGAUGGAGAAUGCAAUCCUGUGGACUUUCCUUUCAAGAUCAAGGAGCGUCAUUCUCUGGAGUAUGUCAGGCAGUUUCCUCACCUCAGAUGCCGAACAAAUGCCUUCAGCUCUUUGCUCAGGAUACGCAGUGAGGCUACAACUGCUAUCCAGUCAUUCUUCAGGGAUAACGGUUAUGUGCAGAUACACACACCAGUAAUCACCUCAAAUGACUGUGAGGGAGCUGGAGAACUCUUCCAUGUUGAGCCUGCAGGUCAUAAAAAUGACUCAGACGAUCCAAACCCACAUUUCUUCUCUGUGCCGGCUUACCUAACAGUGUCAGGACAACUGCACCUGGAGGUGAUGGCAGGGGCUUUUUCAGCAGUGUACACAUUCGGCCCCACGUUCAGAGCGGAGAACUCUCAAAGCAGGAGACACUUGGCAGAGUUUUACAUGGUAGAGGCAGAGAUUGCCUUCACUGAGUCACUCGACGACCUUAUGAAGGUAAUGGAGGAUUUAUUCAAGGCUGCCACAGAGCAUGUGCUGUCCUGUUGUGCAGAGGAUGUAGAGUUAUUUCACAAAUACAUUGCACCAGGACACAGGGAUCAAGUGGAUCUCAUGUUGAAAAGACAAUUUAAUGUCAUUUCUUACACUGAGGCCAUAGACAUUCUAAAGAGCAGUUCACAGAACUUUACAUUCAGUACUGAGUGGGGCUGUGAUCUUCAGACAGAACAUGAGAAGUUCCUAGUGAAACAUUGUGGAAAUGUCCCAGUGUUUGUCAUUAACUAUCCCUACGAGUUAAAGCCUUUCUAUGCCCGAGACAACCAGGACCAGCCCAACCACACUGCAGCUGCUGUAGACCUCUUGGUGCCUGGAGUGGGGGAGCUUUGUGGUGGAUCCCUGAGAGAGGAGAGACUAGAACUUCUGAGUCAACGACUAGCACGGGCUGGUUUGGAGGACACAUAUGCAUGGUAUCUGCAGCUGAGAGAGUUUGGCUCAGUCCCCCAUGGUGGGUUUGGGAUGGGCUUUGAGAGGUACCUGCAGUGCAUUCUGGGACUCCACAAUAUUAAAGAUGCGAUUCCAUUUGCAAGACAGUGGUUCACAAAACCUGUUCCUGGAGCCACCCAACAUUGCACAUUUGAGUCUUUACUGAGCUGAUGAUCUGAAUCAGGUGUGUUUGAUUAGGAAAACAUACAAAAUGAGCAAUAUUGAGGAAGUUCUAGAAACAGGUUUUGCAUUUUCAUGAAACGUAUUCAUCUUCUCUGUCAUAGAUAGGAGCAGAUAUUAGUUAACAGCCUACCUGAGAAAAAAAGAAAAGAAAACAAAAAGUAGUCAUUUGUUUUGAUUUUUUGAUUUGUGACCAAUAUCAUCAAUCACAUUUAACAUCAUCAAAAUAAAACCAUUCUCUUUGAUCUUGUGAU
Messenger RNA from Sinocyclocheilus rhinocerous, 1676 nucleotides. Its product is annotated as probable asparagine--tRNA ligase, mitochondrial. The transcript is spliced from 14 exons. Gene Ontology annotation, biological process: asparaginyl-tRNA aminoacylation. The coding region runs from base 1 to 1413 and encodes 470 amino acids. Gene Ontology annotation, molecular function: ATP binding; asparagine-tRNA ligase activity. The record is from RefSeq and is a predicted model, not a curated record. Gene Ontology annotation, cellular component: mitochondrion. Lineage: Eukaryota; Metazoa; Chordata; Actinopteri; Cypriniformes; Cyprinidae.